AUGGAGGACGAGGGCACACAGGAAGUCAUCAAACCCACACCAGAGGAGAUCGCAACCAUCCCGGAGGUGAAAUAUGAGUACCUAGAUCACCCAGCUGACAUACAGAUACAUGCUUGGGGUGCCAACUUGAAGGAGGCAUAUGAACAGGCAGCCACAGCAAUGUUUGGGUACAUGACGGAGAUUGACACUGUGGAGAUGACGGAAGUGCGGGAGGUGGAGGCGGAGGCUGACGAUCUCCAGGGCCUCCUCUUCCACUUCCUUGAUGAGUGCUUGUUUGUCUUCAGCUGUGAUCCAUACUUCAUUACUCGAAAGGUUGUGAUUACUGAGUGGGUGAUUGGUGGUGAUGGUGAUGGUGGUGGUGGUGAUGGUGCAAUGAAGGUGUGUGCAAAGCUUUACGGGGAGGAGUUCCAGCUGGGCAAACAUCCGCAAGGCACAGAGGUGAAGGCCAUCACCUAUGCCAGCAUGCAGGUGUACAAUGAGCCGAAUCAGCAUGAGGUGUUUGUUAUUGUGGACAUCUAA
Portunus trituberculatus (swimming crab) is the source of this 519-nucleotide messenger RNA. RefSeq names its product protein archease-like (gene Archease). Gene Ontology annotation, biological process: tRNA splicing, via endonucleolytic cleavage and ligation. Bases 1 to 519 code for a protein of 172 amino acids. The transcript has a single exon. NCBI's taxonomy places the organism in Eukaryota, Metazoa, Arthropoda, Malacostraca, Decapoda, Portunidae. Gene Ontology annotation, cellular component: tRNA-splicing ligase complex. The record is from RefSeq and is a predicted model, not a curated record.